AUGUGCAACAAGAACCCUAUUUCCAAGUCUCAGAAGGCUAACCCGAGAGCCGACCGCUGCAGUGGCGUCGACCCCAGCAUUGGCAAAGGAAAACGGAGGGCCCGCCAGGGUUCGGAAAGCUCGUCUUCGAGCAACGACCCCAUUGAAAGCCUAGUGGAUCCUGAGAUACUAGCUAAUGGAGAAGGCCAGUUGAUUGGGCCCGCCGCCGCCCGUGAACUUGACAAGAAAAAUAAGAAGGACAAUGAAGUGAAGAAGAACGAUAAUGGCAGCCUUAACAUUAAGAUUCAUCUUGACUUGCAUGCUAAGGUCAAGUUGGAUUUGGAGGCUGACCUAUAUGGAGAUAUUGUGAUUGGGCUAUUCUGA
Messenger RNA from Penicillium arizonense, 363 nucleotides. RefSeq lists its product as uncharacterized. The transcript has a single exon. Lineage: Eukaryota; Fungi; Ascomycota; Eurotiomycetes; Eurotiales; Aspergillaceae. The record is from RefSeq and is a predicted model, not a curated record. Bases 1 to 363 code for a protein of 120 amino acids.